Messenger RNA from Penicillium macrosclerotiorum, 669 nucleotides. Its product is annotated as SDR family NAD(P)-dependent oxidoreductase. Gene Ontology annotation, molecular function: oxidoreductase activity, acting on the CH-OH group of donors, NAD or NADP as acceptor. The coding region runs from base 1 to 669 and encodes 222 amino acids. The transcript is spliced from 5 exons. The record is from RefSeq and is a predicted model, not a curated record. NCBI's taxonomy places the organism in Eukaryota, Fungi, Ascomycota, Eurotiomycetes, Eurotiales, Aspergillaceae.
AUGGAUACAUCAGACCAGGAUCAAGUCAUUGCGGCUGUUGAGAAAUGUGUACAAGAGUUCGGAUCACUUGACGUUCUCAUCAAUAAUGCGGGAAUCAAUAGCCAGUUUAUGCGUGCUGGGAUUCGAAUGGAUCAGGUUCCAACAUCGGAUUUUGAGCGCAUUCUUCAAGUGAAUCUUGUUGGCACAUAUCGUGUUUCUCAACAAGCAAUUCCCCACCUUGUGAAGGCUUCUGGCGGUGGGGUGAUAAUCAACCUUUCCAGCUGUCGCGCCAUACAGCAAGGCAAGCACGGUGAAGCGUAUGCGGCGUCAAAAGCAGGAAUCGAAGGCCUUUCUAUGGCCAUGGCAGUCAGUCUUGGGCCUGAGAUUCGAGUCCAUGUGGUGAGUCCUGGGAUGGUUGAUGUUCGAUGUGAAAGAGACGAAAGUGCUUUGCCAGAUGGCAAAACGAUUCGAGAGAGCCUAGAUAGAGAUUUCCAGAGCGAGUAUGCGCCGGAAUGGGGAUAUGGCAAAAGCAAAGCACUCCACGAUGCGCACCCUGUAGGUAGAAUCGGAAAAGGAGAAGACAUUGCACGAUGGAUUGAGUUCUUAUCAGUUACCGAAGGAGGCUUUACAACUGGAGGAACAUAUUUGGUGGAUGGAGGGUAUUCCAAAGUUCUAUCUUAUCCGAGCUAG